Daldinia loculata is the source of this 1173-nucleotide messenger RNA. RefSeq lists its product as uncharacterized. Bases 1 to 1173 code for a protein of 390 amino acids. The record is from RefSeq and is a predicted model, not a curated record. The transcript has 2 exons. Lineage: Eukaryota; Fungi; Ascomycota; Sordariomycetes; Xylariales; Hypoxylaceae.
AUGGCUAAUAGGCAGCUUAUAGACGGUCUAGGUCUAAACUGGUCGACAAGCCAGAGAGAUGAGUUCCUUGCCAAGAUUAAGAUAGUUGAGCUACCAAAACUUGAGUCGCCACACCCGCCAACUGAGCUUUUCUCCGCGGGAAUUCCCGAGGAAAGACACCAAUGGCAGGGGUCUUGGAAAGAUAAGUCACUAAGGGACCCUUGGUAUAAUGAAGGAUUGUGCCGGGAAACCGUGGACCUCGACUCUCAUCUUAAGUAUAUCGUACCGCAAGAGGAGAGCGUUAUAUUCCGCGACAUUGAAACCAAAGAAACCGUUCUUGUAGUUCUUCGUGACUUCAUACCUGACGAAGACCUUCGAAAGGUAAUGAUGAGAGUGUGCCGGGAAAUUGUCAAGAGUCAUCAGGAUGGUAAGCGCGAGGACCCAGGGAUGCUCUGCCACGUUGGCUAUACUUGUAGCCCACAAAAUGAUUCCCAGGUUCGACUGGCUGCGUCUUGUAUAAAGUUGAAUACGGAUGAGGAAAUAACCGAUGAGACCGAGCUGAAUAAUGCGGCACAGGGCGUGGCUGGAAUGGUGUGGAACUUGAUGAAGUCUCAGUUCCCCCCUGAGAUCACUGCCAAGUACAAUGAUACUAUUCACGAUAACGAGUUCCCUCGGAUGGAAAUCAGGAAGGACGACGAAACCUUCACGUUUAAGGUAGGUGGCGAAGACGUCACGUUCGACACAGGUGAGGACGGUUUAGAACUACCCUCGCCAUCGGGAAUGGCGGCUGUUUAUUAUGCGCGGCAUACACAUACAGAGGUGAACGGUAACUCUUGGAUUGUCUCUUGCACCGUCAAUGCCCCUGGCGAUACUACCACCGGGGGUAAUUUUUAUCUAGCAUCGUAUGGCAUUAUGGUGCUUCCUACUACCAACACAGCAAGUGCAUGGCGUCCUUGGGACUAUUACGGUACGUCGCUUUACGAGAAGGAGUCGGGCCCUGAAGAUCGAGCGGGGUUUGAAGUUUGUAAGGACGAGGGUUUAGACACGGACAUGGUAUUCGAAAUCUUGAAAUCGCUCAAGGCGGCUCGGAAGAGGUCUAAUUGGCUUGAAGAUAGCCGUAAAUGGAAGGUAACGAAGGCGACCUCGUCGAAAGCUAGAUCGCAAAAGUUAACAUUCUCCCACCCCCUGAUGUAA